Molecule: messenger RNA, 415 nt
Organism: Opisthocomus hoazin
Lineage: Eukaryota; Metazoa; Chordata; Aves; Opisthocomiformes; Opisthocomidae
Source: RefSeq, a predicted model, not a curated record
CAUCUGGGACGUCAACCAGAAGUCCCUUUACCUGCGCAACGACCAGCUGGUGGCUGGGCAUCUGCAAGGGGCCAACGCCGCGCUGGAAGAGAAGGUGUUUUGGGUGCCCAACCGCGGCUUCGAGCCCGCCCGGCUGCCUGUCAUCCUGGGCAUCCAGAAUGGCACCCGCUGCCUGGCCAGCCCCCCCGCCAGCCAGCCCACCCUGCAGCUGCAGGAGGUGGGGCUGCUGGACCUGUUCUCGCGGGGGGCCGAGGCCACCCCCUACACCUUCUACAAGACCUUUGGUGGCACCACGCACACCUUCGAGUCGGCCGCCUUCCCCGGGCGCUUCCUCAGCACAGCCCCGGGCCCAGGGGAGGCCCUGAGCGUGGCCCCCCCUCCUUCCAUCACCGCCUUCUACCUGCGCCGCAAGUGA